Messenger RNA from Pseudozyma hubeiensis SY62, 1734 nucleotides. Its product is annotated as phosphatidylinositol-4-phosphate 5-kinase. The transcript has a single exon. The record is from RefSeq and is a predicted model, not a curated record. The coding region runs from base 1 to 1734 and encodes 577 amino acids. NCBI's taxonomy places the organism in Eukaryota, Fungi, Basidiomycota, Ustilaginomycetes, Ustilaginales, Ustilaginaceae.
AUGACCAACCCACCGACCCCACCUCCUGCCGUUCGACUACCCGCCGAGAUCCUGGCCUACAUCAUCGAAUUGUCAAUCAUCACCUCCACCCCCUCCCCGCCUCGUAUCGACCCUACCACCUCGACCUCAACUUCACCAUUCAGCACACCCCUUCGAUCCACAUACAGCUCCUCCUGGUCCUGGACGAGCUCUCUCCUCUUCAUCUCGAAGUCCUUCUAUUCGAUUUCCCGACCGCUUCUGCUCAAGACCCUCACGCUGGACUCCACCGACGCAGGGGUAAACUUCUUCACCACAAGAAAGGACGCGUGGCAGGAGGGUGUCGACAGAGCAUGGCUUGGGAACGUGACGACGUUGGAGAGGGAAUGUGGGGUAAAACUGGAGCCGGUAAAAUGGAGGUUGGAGGAGGCAGGGUGGUAUGAGGAGUGUUCGGGUGGGUUCGUGGUGGGACAUGCUUAUGCGAGUAGGAUGAAGACCAAGGGCAAGCGGAAGAAGGAGGCGAGGGAGAGGAGGUAUAGAAGCGUGAGUGUAUAUUGGGCGGAAGAGCAGUUGGUGGAGGAAGUCACGGAUGGUACGAGUAGCGAGAGUGACAGUGAUGGUAGUCAUGGUGAGGAGGUCGAAAAGGAUCAAGAUGUUGGGCUUGCACGUUCGCUCCCUCACGACACAAACGGCAGAAUUGAGGCAAGUACGUCGACGAGAAGGAGGGCUUCGCAUCAAGAGGCUGACAGAGGAAGCGAUCCAAGGAUAGACCGACCACACGAGCCUGCUUGGCAGACGUUGUAUUCCCGUCAACGGCGUAUGUCGCCGGUCAGCAGCAGAGCAAGGGCUGGCUCGUCGAGUAUUGGCGGUGGAAGCUCAGAUCAAGGAAUGAAUGGGAACGGGAACGGUAGUAAUCAAGCUGGACCAUCGGAAGGUGAUCUGGACCCGUGGGACAUGCAAGAUGCUCAAGAACGAUUGGCCGCUCUAGCAAACGCCUCGGUUCAGCAUAUAGAAGAGGCAACAAUUCCCGUCAAUGACUCGCUGGAUUCGACGAUAACUACAAGCGCACUCGACGACCUUAGCACCGGCUUUCAACCAGCUCAUCCCAGACGCGACAGAGAGAUCUACGCAUACCACAUAUGCACGGCCACACUCGAACCGUUCAUCCAACCGCUCCUCUCUUCCAUCCGGACUCUUCGUCUCAUCACCCUCACCUUCUACCCCGGUCAUCCGCUCGACGACGACAAACUCGAACACAUGCUUCGACGCAUCCUCUCCCCUACCGAAUCACCGCGACUCGAGACCCUCCUAAUCCGGAUCUGUUUCGACGCUGCUAGCGCAGGAAGCAGGAUGCGUCGGUUCGAGAGGACCAAGACGAUCGCAGGAGCGGCGGAUAGGAUCGGAGACGAGCGCGUGAGGGUGAUGCUGGUGCACGGAAGGGUGGGAGAGGGUGAACUGGUAGAGUUGGGGGCGGAGGCGGGGAUCUGGAGCUCGGUGAGCAGGAAGGCGAUCGGCUUGACAAAGGAGGGAUGGUGGUCGAGGGUUCUACAGCAUAACCAUCAUCGGAAAGUGGAGCAGAAGGAGCAUAGAGGGGAAGGCGAGGACAAGGAGGAAGGAAUGAGGAGACGGGAAGAACAAGAACGCAGAUUGAGCGAUUGGAAGAUGUUCUUCCCUCCGAGUCAAUAUGCUAACCCGACACAUUUGGUCAACUUGAUACAUCACUGCGAUCCUUGGCCUGACUGUCCAGAUCCUGUAUAG